Molecule: messenger RNA, 1317 nt
Organism: Hyla sarda
Lineage: Eukaryota; Metazoa; Chordata; Amphibia; Anura; Hylidae
Gene: KCTD4
Product: potassium channel tetramerization domain containing 4
Exons: 1
Coding region: 137-910 (257 amino acids)
Biological process (GO): protein homooligomerization
Molecular function (GO): protein binding
Source: RefSeq, a predicted model, not a curated record
CCGAGCUGACAGCUCAUGCAAUGCUGGCAGCGUUUUCAUUCCAUCAUCGUGGCAGUACUGAAUACGACUCUUUAUUUUUCUUUGAAACCAAACAAGAGCAGGGCCAGACAGCGAACGUAACACACUGUUGCUCAGAAUGGAACGCAGAACAAACAGAAGGGAGAAGGAGUGCGAAGACAAAUGCCACAAUUUAGAAGACGGAACCCAAAGCACAAACUGCAAGACGGCUCUAGUCACCCUUAAUGUUGGUGGAUAUCUAUAUAUCACACAAAAGCAGACCUUGUCCAAAUACCCGGACUCUUAUCUUGAAGGUGUGGUGAACAGGAGGAUUUUCUGCCCCAUUGAUGCAGAUGGACACUACUUCAUAGACAGAGAUGGGCUAUUGUUUAGGCAUGUUCUAAACUUUCUCCGAAAUGGAGAACUCUUACUACCUGAGGGCUUCCAAGAAAACAACCUUUUGGCACAGGAAGCAGAUUUCUUCAAGCUUAAGGCACUGAAUGAAGCAGUCAAAGCAAGGUGGGAGAAAGAGCAGCAGGCAGCCAGAGAAACCACUUUUCUAGAAAUCACAGAUAAUCAUGACCGGUCUCAGGGACUGAGGAUCUUCUGCAACGCCUCUGACUUUAUAGCCAAAAUAAAGGCUCGCAUCGUCCUGGUUUCUAAAAGCCGACUGGAUGGUUUCCCCGAGGAGUUCUGCAUUUCCUCCUCUGUUAUCCAGUUUAAAUAUUUCAUCAAGUCAGAAAAUGGGACCCGGCUGGUUCUGAAGGAAGACAAUACCUUUGUUUGUACCCUAGAAACUCUCAAGUUUGAAGCCAUCAUGAUGGCACUCAAGUGUGGCUUCAGGCUCCUGACAAGCUUAGAUUGCUCGAAAGGGUCAAUUGUGCAGAGCGAUGCACUUCAUUUUAUCAAGUAAUUACUCUAUCACUAAACAAAGGGAGACAAGCAUGCAGCUAAGCCUCACUACACAGCAGCAGCCUGGAACGACAAGACAAACCCUGCAAGCUAAAGAGACCGCUGCUAACCGAAGCACAGGAGAUAUGGUAUGAUCAUUUUACUUAAAGCCCUGUUCCUCCCUAUUUACACAGGCUGGAGUAAAUACUUUGCUUCAUCUAUAAGGAACAGACUAGUGCUUACCAGAACAUACUACUGUCAAUGAAAGAGUUAAGUCGCCGUUCUUCACCCAGACAAUCUUGCCGAAAUGUUGUGUGUACUUAUAUAAGUACAUAUUACCGGAUUGUAUUUAUAUUUAUUUGCCAAGGUAAAGAGAGCAGCUCUUCAUUAAGCCUGUCUAUAAAGCACAAUGCCUUCAUUGCAACAGGA